Messenger RNA from Amorphotheca resinae ATCC 22711, 1490 nucleotides. RefSeq lists its product as hypothetical. Bases 102 to 1490 code for a protein of 462 amino acids. The transcript has 5 exons. Lineage: Eukaryota; Fungi; Ascomycota; Leotiomycetes; Helotiales; Amorphothecaceae. The record is from RefSeq and is a predicted model, not a curated record.
CCAAUUUUCUCCGCAGUUCUUAUCAACGCAGUCUCUUCUCGGGUCUUCCGCAGACAACGCAACGACAGAUCAGCUCUAUCUCGUUCCUUCGCAUAAGAGAUAUGGAUGUCCAACGAGUAUCACAAGAACUUAUUCUAAACAUCAUCUAUUUUUGCGAUUUGCCGACCAUAAAGCAUCUCCGCUUGGCCAACAGAUCAAUCCGAGAUCUUAUCGAUACUUAUCAGAUCUCUAUCUGUGGGGUUAUCACGAAGCGCCUGUUCGACGAAAAGGAAAUAGAAUCCUUUCGAUUGCUGGAUGCUAAUGUCCCGGCCUACCAGUCACUCUUGGCACUCGAUUAUCGAGUACGAACAGCAAAAUGGCUCACUGGAGUGGCCCUUGAGAAUUUCCAGGAAGAUCCGAUUCCAACAGGUUUCGGAAACGUCGAGGCCGGCGACCCUAGGGGAGAUCCACUCAGAGAAUAUGUGAAUACUGGAUGGAUGGUAUUGUGGCGCUUAUCAGACAUCGCUCGAAGGGUGGUGUGCGAAAUGAUUGGGAAGAACAAGACGAACUUCAACCAUCCUAUUAGCUCCUGGACACGAGGAUCACCUCUUGUACGGAAACUUGAGGCCUCUGUCCAGAAACAACAGCUCGAGUAUGUCAACUCUCUCUCGUUCUUUGAAGCCUUCGCCUAUCAUAUGAUGCACGUCUAUGUUUCAGGGGCUUUUCACGAUAGAGUUUUUGAUGAUCCACGGGGCAGGAAUUCUGACUGGAGGACUGGAAAUGAAUUCGGAAUCAACAACUCCUGGUUAAAUUGGCUUGUCUUUAGAGAGGGUCCUAGUUUCUUUAGGAGGGCUUGGGCGACUAGAGAAGGAAAUGCGGAAUGUCUAAAGCUUAUCAUAACAGAAUGGUCAAAGCGAUCUAAGCAGCAAGUUCUGAUUGAGCAUGCUGCUGCCAAAGAAGUUGAGGAGAGACUUCUUCAGGUGGGCAAAGUACUGGAAAAUGGUGAUCUGUUUCUUCUUAAAGUAGGGAUCAAGCAAGUGGAAUUUCUGGGCGGCAUAAUCAAUAGGCUACAAAGAAUGAAAGUUGUCAAUCUCAAGCAAGUUGGUAUUCAAAUGUUUCUUGCAUCCCAAAUCGUUCUCAUCCAAUUACAAACUUUACCAGGACCUUCAACUAUUUUCUUCAUCCUUAAAGCAAGGACCUUUAACCUCUUCUAUACACUGCUCAUCAUGGUAACCGCUAUUAAGGCAAUGCCAAAUCCCGUUAGUCACACCAUGACCCAUACAAUCACAACCAAGAAACUAGUUAUCCCGACUGCAACGGCUGCCCAAGAGCCAGCAAAAGAGCCUGUCUCACAGAAGAAAUCUUUAAGCAUAGGCACAGAUACACAUAGUUACGCAGAGCCAACUGUCUCUGUUGAGACAGUGUAUCUAAGACCAGAGAACCAGUUCCUCACCACGAUGCCAGCGGAUACUCGUCCUGUCAUCAUGGCAACUCCUACAGGAACGGCAUAG